Messenger RNA from Arachis duranensis, 2586 nucleotides. RefSeq names its product ribosomal protein S3, mitochondrial-like. Lineage: Eukaryota; Viridiplantae; Streptophyta; Magnoliopsida; Fabales; Fabaceae. The record is from RefSeq and is a predicted model, not a curated record. Gene Ontology annotation, biological process: translation. Gene Ontology annotation, molecular function: rRNA binding; structural constituent of ribosome. Bases 429 to 2456 code for a protein of 675 amino acids. The transcript is spliced from 2 exons. Gene Ontology annotation, cellular component: ribosome.
GCAUUGUCCCUCAGUUCUUACCAACCUCCGGUGUGUAAUCGACAUGUUGCUAACUUCAACUCGGUUGAAUAAGAAUCAUUGAUUCCCUUUGCUGUCCAUUUCUUAUUCAUUCAGGGCGCUCGGCCGGUGCUCCUUUUUUAAACCAGAACUACUCUGAACGUUAGAGAAGAUAAGGGAAGACCACCUGAGCGAACCGACCGGAGGGGACUUGACUUAUUUAUUCGAACCGAACGAUAGCGGCUUAAAGCAAAGCCUAUCACGAGCAGCGUCGCUGCUUGAUCGGCGGGGAGAAGCAUCUCAAAGUAUGGGGCAAAGGAUCAAGCGCUUUGACCUUGUCUCCCGGGAUUCACCACAGGUUGGGUUUGAGAGCCGUGUGAUGGGUGACUAUCCAGCACGGUUCGGAGAGCACUUGUUGUCUGCGUUGGUGAAUGGAAGCCCCUCUAUCAAGCAAGAAAGAAGCGGCUAUUCCCCAGUCCCUUAGGUUGGAGGGAGUCACCAUUGACUCUAUUUAUUAUUAUGGUAAAUUAGUGUAUAAAGAUGUAAAUCUGAGAUCUUAUUUCGGUUCGAUACGUCCACCUGCGAGACUCACCUUUGGCUUCCGUCUCGGUAGGUGUAUUCUUAUACAUUUUCCCAAAAGAACAUUCAUUCAUUUCUUUCUUCCCCGUCGACCACGACGACUGAAACGACGCGAAAAAUCCAGACCCGGAAAGGUGAAGGACCGGUGGUGGGCAUUUGGGAAAGUCGGGCCGAUCGGGUGUCUUCAUUCCAGCUACAAUACAGAAGAAGAACGAAACGAAGUGAGAGGCCGGAGGGCAGGGAAAAGAGUCGAGCCGAUCAGGCUCGACGCCCUAGCGAUAGGGGGGAAGCAAAACGAAAUUAGGAUUUGGCCGAAAAAGAAGCAACGCUAUGGAUACCAUGACCGAUCACCAUCGAUAAAGAAGAAUCUUUCUAAAUCACUUCGGGUCAGCGGGGCCUUCAAGCAUCCGAAAUACGCCGGGGUUGUAAAUGACAUAGCGUUCCUGAUAGAAAAUGACGACUCCUUCAGAAAAACGAAGUUUUUUAAGUUCUUUUUCCCCAAGAAGUCCCGCUCCGACGGCCCGGCGGGUCAUCUAUUUAAAAGGACCCUCCCUGCAGUGCGCCCCUCCUUGAAUUAUUCGGUAAUGCAAUACUUAUUGAAUAGAAAGAACAAAAUUCAUUUCGACCCCGUCGUAGUUCUCAAUCAUUUCGUGACACCGGGCGUGGCUGAACCAUCUACGAUGGGGGGAGCGAAUGCGCAGGGAAGAAGCUUAGAUAAGAGAAUACGUUCUCGCAUCGCUUUUUUUGUAGAAAGCUCGACCAGCGAGAAAAAGUGUUUGGCCGAAGCCAAAAAGAGGUUGACCCACUUCAUUCGCUUGGCGAAUGAUCUUCGCUUCGCGGGAACAACAAAAACCACCAUCUCGCUUUUUCCUUUCUUCGGUGCUACCUUUUUAUUUCCAAGGGAUAGAGUUGGGAUGUAUAAUCCCAUUAUUUUGGAGGAUGCCCGGGAAAAACUCCUAGGCAAAUUAAGGAUCAAAUGUUGGAACCUCAUGGGUAAGGAUAAGGUAAUGGAAUUGAUAGAGAAAUUCAUAGACCUAGGUAGGAUAGGAGAAUGGAUAAAGGGAAUAGAGAUGAUGAUAGAGAUCAUACCGAGAAACAGAAGAAUUCCGUACGGGUACAACUAUUAUUUGAACGAAGUUAUAAAAAUGCGAUCUUUGUUGUCUAAUAGAACAAACACUAAUACCUUAAUUGAGUCGGUCAAGAUCAAAUCUGUUUAUCAAAGUGCUUCUUUGAUUGCUCAAGACAUCUCUUUUCAACUGAGAAAGAAAACAAGAUCAUUUCGUUCCAUUUUUAGUAGAAUAGUAAAGGAUAUUCCAUUAGUAAUGAAAAAAGGGGUAGAGGGGAUCCGUAUAUGUUGUUCAGGUCGAUCUGAAGGCGCAGAAAUAGCUAGAACUGAAUGCGGAAAGUAUGGAAAAACAUCUCGUAAUGUAUUUAACCAGAAAAUCGAUUAUGCUUCCGCGGAAGUAUCUACUCGUUACGGAAUCUCAGGCAGAUGUAGUAGGGGUUGCGAACCAGACGGAACAAAACUAGGUUUUGGAAGAUAUGGCACUCAAAGUUGUAGAGCUGGUCGUCUUUCAUAUCGAGCCAUUGAAGCAGCGCGUCGGGCUAUAAUCGGACACUUCCAUCGUGCUAUGAGCGGACAAUUCCGAAAAAAUGGUAAGAUAUGGGUAAGAGUUUUCGCGGAUAUCCCUAUUACCGGGAAACCUACAGAAGUCAGAAUGGGAAGAGGAAAGGGAAAUCCUACGGGUUGGAUUGCUCGUGUGUCCACGGGACAAGUCCUAUUUGAAAUGGAUGGUGUGAAUUUUGCAAAUGCUCGACAAGCCGCUACAUUAGCGGCGCAUAAACCAUGUUCGUCAACCAAGUUUGUUAAGUGGUCGUAACGUAAUUGGUUAGUGGGGAAAAACCGGGCCGGGAUUCAAAAGAAUUAGGCGAAGGGUGGGGGGUCGGGCCCUCUCCUUUGCAUUAUGUCAGUUGGGCCUCCCCGGGUGUUUUUCCUUCCUUAUUUGUUUA